Molecule: messenger RNA, 948 nt
Organism: Plasmodium coatneyi
Lineage: Eukaryota; Apicomplexa; Aconoidasida; Haemosporida; Plasmodiidae
Exons: 1
Coding region: 1-948 (315 amino acids)
Source: RefSeq, a predicted model, not a curated record
AUGCACGACUAUUUUUUGAGGACCAAAUUUAAUCUUCUGAACAGCGGACUUUUCAACAGCCUCUACAGAAAUGGUUCCAAGUAUAGAAGUGAUGAAGGGGGAAAGAACCCGGACGUGGGGAGACCUUCUUCGAAUUCGUUUAGCACCGACACACACCUUCCCGAUAGGAGGAAGAAAGAACUGAAUGAUCAGCUGAUUUACUCGUACUACAACAACUUUGCGAAUGAGAGAACUGCACGGGCGCAGCAAGAUCGUAGUGGGCAACAAGAAAGAAGCGGUAAACACGGUGGAGGUGGAAAACACGACUCCAGCGGAAGUGACCGCUCCAGAAGCGAUCGCGGGAAAGGUGAGCACCCCGACCUGAACGCUCUGUACGACGACGCUGGUGGGAACUUCACCAAAGGCAACUGCAACAUGCACCUGAACGGGCGCGGAAAGGCCUUCCUGGACUACCGGCCGUAUGGCCACAAGGACAAGGAAAUGCUCUGCGCGGAAAACACCAACCAAGUGAUCAAGGAAGAAACCUUUUUUUACGAAGAAUUUAAAAAGCUAAAAAACGACGUUAUAGCACUACAAAUUAUGAACGUGAACCUCCAAAAACAAGUAUUAGCUAACCACACCAUGAUGGGGCCUUCCAAGGUGAUUCCACAACACAUCAUAAUUAACAACAAAACGGAAGUGGCCUCCAAUGCAAUCAGCCAAAUUCAGGACAACAAGAAAAAAAACAACGGGUUUCUAUACAUGCUACUGAAGAAGCUGCUGAGCAGUAGGCUGACGCAAAUGGUUUUCGUGUCGUCUUUUUUCAUUUCCAUAUAUUUGUUUAACAAGCACUGGCAGCGCGCCCUGAAGGUGUCUCAACUAGAGAGGCGCAUCAACUCCAAUUUCAUCCUCAGGAGCGUGCGUAUGUUUGAGGAGACCCUGGGCGUACGCAAGUUCAGCUACCAGUAG